Papaver somniferum (opium poppy) is the source of this 1528-nucleotide messenger RNA. Its product is annotated as UPF0481 protein At3g47200-like. The record is from RefSeq and is a predicted model, not a curated record. The coding region runs from base 59 to 1381 and encodes 440 amino acids. NCBI's taxonomy places the organism in Eukaryota, Viridiplantae, Streptophyta, Magnoliopsida, Ranunculales, Papaveraceae. The transcript has 3 exons.
AAAGAGGUCUAGUGGAGUGAGAACGAAAAGUAAAAGAGGUAGUAAGAGUACUGACGACAUGCAGCAGCAAACACCAGCCGAAUGGGUGAUCAACAUCAAUGAUUGCAUUAGAGAAGGAAAUGGCAUUGAUUCAGGCAGAUCAUGGACUAUCUACAGAGUUCCUAGAAACAUGGCUGAUAUUCACAGGAAUGCUUAUAUCCCCAAACUCGUGUCAAUUGGUCCUUUUCACUGCGGUGAUAGGCUCUUACAACCUAUGGAAGAUCACAAGAUGCGUUACCUCUGGUACAUUUUGGGGUACAACUGCAAUGAUGAAGGUUGUACUACCCUCUCUGGUCAAGAACCCGGACCUUCAGCCCCUUCAGCAGAGAUGAUGGUCAUGGAUGGUUGCUUUAUUAUCAGGCUCCUUCAUCUUUACUACAGAUACUACUACUGCGAAGAUGGUUUACAGGAACCUGUGAAUGAUCCAAUUUUCAAAGCACGCUGGAUGCUUCGCAGCCUUCAGCGCGACCUCUUGAUGUUACAAAACCAGCUUCCGUUUUUUGUUCUACAAGAAUUAUUCAACUUAAUUAGCUGUCCUGAACAAGAUAAUGUUUCUCUAGCUGAGCUAGCAGUCAGAUUUUUUAAUCCAAUUAUUCCAAGAGAACUGAUGAACAUGGAUGAUUUAGUCGAAGCAGAUGUUGUGUAUGAUCAUCUUCUUGGCUUAUUCCGUGGAAGUUUCAUCACGCCAUUAAAAUCUCGGUAUAAGCGUGGAAAGAAGAAAUUUCAUCCGACAACUCCAAGCAUCAGGCUUGCUCAACAAGAAAAACAAUUGAAUUAUUGUGUUACAGAACUCAAAGAGGCAGGAAUUAAGUUCAUCAAGAAAGAGCAAAAUGAUGACCUACUUAGCAUAGAUUAUGAUGAAGAUGGCAUCUUAAGGAUCCCUCAGCUACACAUGGAUGAUAAUACUGUCCCUUUCUUUCUAAAUUCUAUAGCUUAUGAACAAUGCCACGAAAAAGCACAACCCUAUUUUACUAACCACUUCAUUUUCUUUGACUGCUUAGUGAACACUUCCAAAGAUAUCGAUAUUCUACACAACAAUGGAAUCCUAAAUCAUGUGCUAGGAAGCGACAAGGACGUAGCUCAUCUAAUCAAUAGGUUAUGUCGAGAGAUAGUAUAUGAUGUUGAUGUGAAUCACUUACAAAGACAAGUGAAGGGACUAAACAACUAUUACAAGACCUACUACAGUACUAGAUGGCAUAUUUGGAUGAGGAAUUUGGUCCAUCAGUACUUCAGCAGUCCAUGGACAUUUCUUUCCCUCAUUGCAGCCAUCUUUCUGUUGAUAUUGACGACAGCCCAGACCUUCUUUGAUGUUUACUCCUAUUUUAAACCAUCCCCGCCAUAACACUUGAUUGUAUGUUUAAGUCGAUUUUCUCAUGUCUUCCUAAGCUCUGAAUUGUUUCCCAGCUAGUAGUCUGGGCUUAGAUAAGUUUCUCUAGUUCCCCUGUAACUUGUGCUAUCCCGAAUCUUAAUGACCAAAUGCAAUAAAACA